GUCGUGCGACAGUAUUCUUAGGCCAGACAAGGGAGCCUGAAGGGUGACGCAAUCCGUGUGCCCGGUUGCAGAAAGACAAAAGUGUUGCGAGCGUCACUUUUCAUGUAGACAUUGUAGGUGAGGUUUGGAAUGAAACAACAGAUUCUGGAGAGUGGAGAGUUUGGUACAUGACUCAAUGAUACUCAAUGCAUAUCCGAACUUCCAAAUCUGCAGCAUUAGGAUCCUCAGCCUCGAACUCGCGCAAAACGUGCAAAAAUGGCGGGCUUGCGAGUGAUCUACGGAACGCUGAUUGGAGUGUCCCUGAUUGGUGAAGAACCUCGCCAGAUGGGCGUGCAAUCCAAGAGCAGUCCAAACCUUCAUGAAGCAGAGAAAGCAGUGAGCCGGGCGGAGGCAUAUGUGAACGACUUGGAGCGGAGAGCAGAUCAGAAGACGUUCCUUCACCAGUUCCCUCAGCCGCAAGCUGCUCCAGUUCAGCGACGUGGGCCGUGAGGGGCAAAAGGCUGUGCCACCUGGUACAUCCUGGUACUGUAGAGGAUUCGAGUGAGAUGAAGCUCUUUGCGUAGAACAAUUUUGAGUUCUGUGACCACAGACCACCGACCGACCGACCAUGGUCGGGACGCCGACCGGCUGUCUCUCUUCCGUUCUUUUCUGCGCAAUCAGCGGCACAAUCUGGUUCCAUCGUCCCUCUUGAUUGUCAGGAUCCAC
Molecule: messenger RNA, 705 nt
Organism: Durusdinium trenchii
Lineage: Eukaryota; Dinophyceae; Suessiales; Symbiodiniaceae
Source: the annotation of a GenBank genome assembly